Nicotiana tabacum (common tobacco) is the source of this 429-nucleotide messenger RNA. Lineage: Eukaryota; Viridiplantae; Streptophyta; Magnoliopsida; Solanales; Solanaceae. The record is from RefSeq and is a predicted model, not a curated record.
AUGAGAAACUCACAAGACAAUACUGUAACUCCUCCACCACCCACUCCCUCUAAUUCAUCUACCCCUCCUCCACCUAGUACAUCUCCAAAACCCUGGUUGAGAAGGGUGAAAAUGCUUGCCCGGAAAAGAGUAGCAUCUGGGGUUCUCUCAAAGAAAUUAAAUGAGAAAUUAAAGGCAAGCAAGGUCCAAGACUCUGACUCCAACUCUGAUUCUGAGUCAUACAAAUCCGCUAGUGAUAGGGAAGGACCUAGGUCUUCUGACUCUAAAAAGACUCAAGAAUCCCCUUCUAAGGUAAGUUCUUCUGAAAAUGUAGAAACUAGGUUUGUUCUGGUUAGACCUGUCAGUGAUGUUGAAUUACCUGAGUUACGAUGGAGUGGAGGUAAAAUGAAAUCUGAAAAAGAAAAGAGAGAGAGAGGGUGCAUGUGGUAA